Messenger RNA from Mytilus trossulus (common blue mussel), 1683 nucleotides. Its product is annotated as muscle M-line assembly protein unc-89-like. The record is from RefSeq and is a predicted model, not a curated record. Bases 304 to 1098 code for a protein of 264 amino acids. NCBI's taxonomy places the organism in Eukaryota, Metazoa, Mollusca, Bivalvia, Mytilida, Mytilidae. The transcript is spliced from 7 exons.
UCAAUUAAGUACGGGGAAAACGUAACAAUUGCCUGCAAUAUAACUUCUAACCCACCUAUCACAAAUGUUUACUGGGAGAGAGAAUUUAAUGGUACGAAAAAUGUGAUUAAUAGUUGGACAGCUGGCGUGCAAGGAGUUUCAUUAGAUGCACCAUCGCUGACUAUAGUAAAAACCACUACAUCAAAUAACGGAUCUUACAUAUGUAUAGCUUCCAAUGAUGUCGGAAUAGGAUACAGUGAAACUACAAAUUUAGAAGUCAUCGGUGAGCUGCCAUAUAUUAGUAUUACAACGGAUUUCCUACAAAUGAAGUAUGGUGAAAAAGUACACAUAUCAUGUGUUGUGAAUGCAAUACCACCUGCAACCGAAAUUUACUGGGAGAAAGAAUUAAAUGGUAUCAAAUAUGUAAUAAAUACUGGGACUACUGGAACUGAAGGAAUAACUGUUACAAAUCCAUCACUUAUAUUAAUCCACGCAACAGAUUCGGAUGCAGGACUUUACAAAUGCUUUGCAGUCAAUGAGUUUGGAAUGGGCUAUAGUUCAGCAAUUAAACUCAAUGUUAUAGGAGGUAUUCCUGAUGUUGAUGUUCCAUCUAUGACGCACCUAACAGGCAUUGGUUACACAAUAACUCUCACUUGUUCUAUCAAAAAUGCCUUUCCUGCCAUUUCAAGGGUGUACUGGGAGAGAUAUAUACAUGGCUCAAUAACAAGACUUUCAUCUGCUUCGAUUGGAAUCAUGGGAGUCACCGUUGACAAUCCAUCGCUUAUCAUUCCAAUGGCAAUGGAAUCGAUGACUGGUGAAUAUACAUGUUUGGCUGUUAACUCUGUCGGUACCGGUAGAAGCUUCCCAGCAAAAUUGACAGUUAAAGCAGGAGUUACACCAAACACUAACUCUGAUGAUUCGGAUGAUGACACAGACUACACGGAUACAGUAGUUAAUGGAAUAAUAGGUGCGGUGAGUGCUGUAGCAGCGGUUGGAUCACUAGUCAUUGCUUACUGGGCUUACAAGCGCUCUAAGAAGCAGGAAGAUCAAAAGGAAAACAAAUACAGAACUUCGUCAAAUGACAGCAGAAACACAAGGAACCACAAAGAAAACGAGUAGUUGUUAGCAAGAUACGUGCAACCAAAAAAGUCAAUAUAGGCUGACAAUGUAUUAUCUUUGUUUGUGUUUAGUUUUGUAAACGAUGCAUGCAUCAUUGUUGGUUGGUUUUAUUAUACUGAUUUCACAGUCAGUUAUUUUAUAUCUAACAGACUAGAAUGGAACAACAUAUCAUUUAUAAUCCUUAUACAUAAAAUGCAAAAGUUUUAGCGAUUUCUCUUAUUUUUACAUGUACAAUGUAUCUCUUAUUUUAGCGAUUUUAUUAAUCAUCAAACAUGUUUUGCCUUAUUGUAUGUAUUUUUAUUAAUAAUUGCAGUUUAUAUUAGUAGUUCAUGAGAAGGUAGUAAAACAAACUAAAUUUUCUUUGUUUUCUUUAAAACGUACAUUUUUAUUGCAAUGUUUAUCUUACAACAAUGUUAGGGAAAUGAACCUUGUUAGUCUUUGAUUUCUUUUAGUACUCACUCUUUGAAAAUUAACUCUUCAUAGAUACCAGAACAAAAUUUAGUAUAUAGUGUUUAAUAAGUAUUUCAAACUGAACGAUUUGUUUUAGUUGAUUAACCUUGUUUCCUUAUCCAUUCUUAAUAAAGA